GCCACUGUGAGUAGUGGAACCUCAAUUCUGUGAGAAGGUGACUGGAUAACACCACCAUGCAUUUCCCCAAAAGCCUUUUUUUAUUUUUUCCUUUCUUUUGUGUUUGUGUUGUGUUCUUCCCAUAAAGCCCCUCUUUUUUCCCUUGCAAGCGUCGGCAGUUUCUUUUGUAGGAUUGUGAGGAACAAGACCACAAAUAAGGAACUCACAAUAGAGUGGAAUUUGAAGGGCCCCUCUCUCACUCAACCCUGUCAAAGGUGUCAAGCACAUUCUUUUGUUUGUAUUUUGUGAGCAAAGGGUGGUGUGGUGGUGCUUCUUGUGGUUGGUGUUGGGGUGCGCAGGAUAAUCGGCAAAGUAAGGUGAAGGUUAGGGAGAGAAAGAAUCAAAUCAAACAAACAACCCCAUUUAAAAAAAAUAUAUAUAGAAAGAGAAAAAAUAUAUAAAGAAGAUUGUUCUUUUUAUUAACAACAACCCACCAUAGUUUUAAGGCCAUUUAAUUGGUUCUUAUUGUGUUUGUGAGUGUGCUAUAAAUCCUUCGUGGUUUUUGGUGACCCUUUGGGUUCUAUAGUGAGUGCAAGGUAACCCACUUUGGAUUGGAAGGUUGUCGCAAUGGGGAAGGUUGUGUUGUUGUUUCUUUGCAUGGUGUUGGUGGUGGUGUCUUUGGCUUGUGCUGAUUCAAUUGAGAAGCUUGAGGUUCAGAAGCACUUGAAGAACUUGAAUAGACCUCCUGUUAGGUCCAUCAAGAGUCCUGAUGGAGAUGUUAUUGACUGUAUCCAUGUCUCUCACCAGCCAGCUUUUGAUCACCCUGACCUCAAAAAUCACAAGAUUCAGAUGAAACCAAAUUUCCAUCCAGAAGGUCACCCUUUUGGAGAAAGCAAAGUCUCUUCAAAUUCCAAGCCGAUUACUCAGCCGUGGCACCAAAAUGGGAGGUGCCCUGAUGGAACAAUUCCGGUCCGAAGGACGAAAAAGGAUGACAUGUUAAGGGCAAGCUCUGUUCAGCAUUUUGGAAAGAAGAAGGAUAGGAGCUUCCCUCAGCCAAAACCUGCAAAACCUCUACCUGACAUCAUCAGUCAGAGUGGCCACCAGCAUGCCAUAGCGUAUGUGGAGGGAGAUAAGUAUUAUGGAGCCAAGGCAACCAUAAACGUCUGGGACCCAAAAAUUCAACAGCCCAAUGAAUUUAGCCUUUCUCAAAUGUGGAUUUUGGGUGGCUCUUUUGGUCAAGAUCUCAACAGCAUUGAAGCAGGUUGGCAGGUCAGCCCUGAUUUGUAUGGAGACAACAAUACUAGACUCUUCACUUAUUGGACAAGUGAUGCAUAUCAAGCUACUGGUUGUUAUAAUCUCCUUUGCUCUGGCUUUAUUCAAAUUAACAGUGAUAUAGCCCUGGGAGCAAGCAUCUCCCCACUUUCUAAGUAUAGCUCUUCCCAAUAUGAUAUCAGCAUCCUGGUCUGGAAGGACCCCAAAGAGGGUAACUGGUGGAUGCAGUUUGGGAAUGACCAUGUUAUGGGAUACUGGCCGGCUCCUCUAUUCUCGUACCUCUCUGACAGCGCGUCAAUGAUUGAGUGGGGGGGAGAGGUUGUGAACUCUGAGUCCGACGGCCAACACACCUCGACUCAAAUGGGGAGUGGCCAUUUCCCUGAGGAGGGUUUUGGCAAGGCUAGUUACUUCAAGAACAUUCAGAUUGUUGAUGGUGACAACAAGCUUAGAGCUCCAAAAGACCUUGGCACUUACACUGAGCAAGAUAGCUGCUACAAUGUCCAAACUGGUAGUGCUGGAGAUUGGGGUAGCUACUUCUACUAUGGUGGUCCUGGUAGAAACCCAAAUUGCCCUUGAUCAUUCAUGUUAAUCAAACAAAGCUGAAAAAAAAAAACAACAAAAAAAGGUGUUAUUUUUAUCUAGUGUAGUUAUUUUAGUAACUUUGUGGUACCACUUAGCUUUGUGGUGUAUAAUGAAGCUCCUAGUCUCUUUGAAGUCUCCAAAAAAUUGUUGGAGAAAAGGGGUGGUGGGUUUCUUUCUUAGAUUUACAAGAAACAAGUUUCUUAAUUGGUUUUCCCUGUUUAUAUUAUAUAUAUUUGUUGUUUUUGUUUGCUCCUCUCUCUGGAGCUGUGAAGGUUGAGGUGUGACUGUGAACAGAAUAUUCUAUUAUGGAACAAGGAGACUGUAUUUUUUAUAUUUUGCUACCAUGUUUUGAUUAGUGAAAAGCUGUCUUAAUAA
Molecule: messenger RNA, 2208 nt
Organism: Glycine soja
Lineage: Eukaryota; Viridiplantae; Streptophyta; Magnoliopsida; Fabales; Fabaceae
Exons: 7
Coding region: 607-1827 (406 amino acids)
Source: RefSeq, a predicted model, not a curated record